Messenger RNA from Drosophila grimshawi, 2371 nucleotides. It is a transcript of the gene hpo, whose product is annotated as serine/threonine-protein kinase hippo. Gene Ontology annotation, molecular function: protein serine/threonine kinase activity; ATP binding. Bases 231 to 2348 code for a protein of 705 amino acids. Lineage: Eukaryota; Metazoa; Arthropoda; Insecta; Diptera; Drosophilidae. The transcript has 2 exons. Gene Ontology annotation, biological process: intracellular signal transduction; regulation of MAPK cascade; protein tetramerization. Gene Ontology annotation, cellular component: cytoplasm. The record is from RefSeq and is a predicted model, not a curated record.
CUUCUACUUGCUGAGCGAAUAAAGAACAAAUGUGUGUGAAAAAAUGUCGCUUUAAAUUGGCAAUUAUCGUAGCGCAAGUUGUGUGUUAAUUGUACGCCAAUAUACCAAAAAAGAGAAAAAAAUCACAGCAUUUUGGUGCCGUCAACAAUUGAACGCAUGCAGCAAGCAAAAGGUGCGCAAGACGAAGAAGAAGAACAACAGAAGCAGCAGCAACAACAGCAGCCAGCAACAUGUCUUCCAAUACAAAUGGCAAUGGGGGGGAGUUGAAAAAAUUAUCGGAGGAAUCGCUGCUGCAACCGCCCGAGAAGGUCUUUGACAUUAUGUACAAGCUGGGCGAGGGCAGCUACGGUUCCGUCUACAAAGCACUGCACAAGGAGAGCAGCUCGAUUGUGGCAAUUAAACUGGUGCCGGUUGAGUCCGAUCUGCACGAGAUCAUCAAGGAGAUAUCGAUUAUGCAACAAUGUGAUUCACCCUAUGUGGUCCGUUAUUAUGGCUCCUAUUUCAAGCAAUAUGAUCUGUGGAUAUGCAUGGAAUACUGUGGCGCCGGCAGCGUCUCCGACAUCAUGCGUCUGCGCAAAAAGACGCUGACCGAAGAUGAAAUUGCCACAAUACUCUCAGAUACGCUCAAAGGUCUCGUCUAUUUACAUUUGCGACGCAAGAUCCAUCGUGAUAUUAAGGCUGCUAAUAUAUUGCUCAAUACCGAGGGUUAUGCCAAACUGGCGGAUUUUGGUGUCGCCGGCCAACUGACAGAUACGAUGGCCAAGAGGAACACUGUGAUUGGGACACCCUUCUGGAUGGCACCCGAGGUCAUUGAGGAGGUUGGCUACGAUUGUGUUGCGGACAUCUGGUCACUGGGCAUAACUGCCCUGGAAAUGGCGGAGGGAAAGCCACCGUAUGGCGACAUACAUCCGAUGCGUGCCAUAUUCAUGAUACCACAGAAGCCGCCGCCAUCAUUUCGGGAACCCGAUCGUUGGACCACCGAAUUCAUUGAUUUCGUUAGCAAGUGCCUGGUCAAAAAUCCGGAUGAGCGUGCCACAGCCACCGAACUGCUCGAGCAUGAGUUCAUACGCAAUGCAAAGCACCGGAGCAUACUGAAGACCAUGCUGGAGGAGACGUGUGCCAUACGAGAGCAACAGCGUGCAAAUCGUGCGGCAGGCGUUGCCAUGAGCCAGGCCAAGAGUCUUGCCACCCAGGAGUCGGGGCUAAUGCUGCAGGAAGAGGAAACCGAAUUCAAUUCGGGCACCGUGAAAACAUUCAUAGAUGAUCCCGGCACACUGGUGCCAGAGAAAUUCAAUGAAUAUCAACAGAACUCGGCGUCAGAUGCGACCAUGAUAGCCCAUCCCGAGGAGAUGGAUGAGGGCACACUGGGUCCGGGCGGCAUUCGCGGCGGCAUGGCGAAGGCAGCUGCCAAAGCGGCAGCAGCAGCAGCAGCUGGCCAAGCAGCGGGCACAGCAAUCGGUGGUGGCUCAUCUUCAUCAGCGGAUGUGGCCACUGUGGACAGUGGCACAAUGGUCGAACUGGAGUCGAAUUUGGGCACCAUGGUGAUCAAUUCGGAUUCAGAUGAUUCGACGGCGGCCAAGCGCAAUGACGAUCAGAAGCCGCGCUGUCGCUAUCGGCCACAGUUCCUCGAUCAUUUUGAGCGCAAAAAUGCUGGCGAUGGACGUGCUGACGACAAAUCGACGCCCACGCCCACAGAAUACUCGCCCGCCGCAGUCGAGCAACAACUGCAGCAGCAACAGCAACAACACCAACAACAACUGCAGCAGCAGCAGCAGCAACAACAACCGCAACAAGAGCUGCAACAUUUGGCGAGUGGAGCGCACGAUGCCAACAACUGGGAGCACAAUAUGGAAAUGCAAUUCCAGCAAAUCUCGGCCAUCAAUCAAUAUGGACUGCAGCAGCAUCAGCAGGUGCAGCAGCAACAACAGUAUCAGCAGCAGCAACAGCAGCAGCAGCAACACUUGCUCAUGGCCUAUCCGAUGAUGAACGAGCAACUGAUUGCGCUCAACAAUCAGCAGAAUUUACUGCGCAACAAUGCAACGCCCUCACAGCAACAACAAGCAGGAGGAGCUGGAGGUGGAGCUGGUGCAGCUCAGGCUCCGCCCGCAUAUCAGCAUCAACAUUUGCACACACAAUCGCAUGCGUAUGUGGAGGGAGAAUUUGAGUUCCUUAAAUUUCUCACAUUUGAUGAUCUGAAUCAGCGGCUCAGCAAUAUCGAUCACGAAAUGGAGCUGGAGAUCGAGCAGUUGAAUAAAAAAUAUAAUGCCAAACGACAACCGAUUGUCGAUGCAAUGAAUGCGAAGCGCAAACGUCAGCAGAAUAUCAACAACAAUCUGAUUAAGAUAUAAGAAAGAUAAUAAUAUAAAAAACA